GAGAAAUUCUACCAGGGCACAGUCAAGAGACCAGACAUUUCCUAUUUCCUGCACACAUCAGGGGUGUUUGGCCCCCAAGUAUCCAGCUGCCCAUGUCUGGGGUGAGGACCCAGCAGCAGCCAAUUGCGCAAGCUGCUUCAGGUGGCACAUGACCAGGAUUCACCCCUGAAUUUGGUCCGCUGGUUGGAUCAUGCACUUUCCUGGCCCGGGGUCAGGAGACUUUCCCCGUGCAGAGACCCCCAGCCUGGCCAGGACACCCCAUAAAGGGAAGACCACCCGCCCUGAGCAGCCCCUGGUCUCAGUGAGGGCUCCGCUUGGAGGGAAGGCUGCAGAAGAUUAACCAGGGAAGGGAAAUGACAGCAGCAGAUUCGGUGCAGGUCGGGGAUUUUCAGCAAGGUUUUGCUAGAGAAGAAGGGGCGGAAAAUACACACGUCCAGGGGCCGGUGACCUUCGAGGAGGUGGCUGUGUAUUUCACCCAGGGACAGGGGGCUCUGCUGGACCCCAGCCAGAGAGCCCUCUACAGGGACGUCAUGCAGGAGAAUUACGAGACGGUGACCUCACUGGGAUUCCCCUUUCCCAAACCUGACCUGAUCACUCAGCUGGACCAAGGGGAAGAGCCGUGGGUCCCGGAUCUCCAGGUCUGCGAGGAAAGGGAGAGCCCGAGAGGCACCCGCACAGCAGGUAAUGGGAUGGUGAGUGAAAACACAGAGGAGAAUCUACAGCAGGAAGGUCCUGAGCAAGUGGAACCACACGGGAUGUCAUUGGAAAGAUCUGAAGGGAAUUUUACUCAGGAGCAGCGAAAAGCCUGGGGAAAUGGGCACAGGCCAGGGACACAGCUGGGAACCCAUCCAGGGCAGAAAGUGGGUAAAUCCACUGAUCAUGGGGGAGUUUGCAAAGACCCCAAGGAAACCACAGCCCAGCAGAGAAUCCCAUCAGGAGUGAGAGACAACACAUGCUCCAAGUGCGGGAAAAGCUUCAAUCGGAGCUCAAACCUUAUUUCACAUCAGAGACUCCACACUGGAGACAGGCCUUUUAAAUGCCUUGAAUGUGGGAGAAGUUUUAAUCAGCGAGAGCAUCUUGUUAGGCAUCAGAGGCUCCACACCGGAGAAAAGCCCUAUAAAUGUCUGGAGUGCGGGAAAAGCUUUAUUCAGAGCUCCCAGCUUAUUACACACCAAAGAGUCCACACGGGAGAGCGACCCUACAAGUGCCCGGAGUGUGGAAAAAUGUUUAGUGAUGGUUCAGCCUUUAUUAACCAUCGGAGAAUCCACACAGGAGUUAAAUCCCAUAAAUGCCUCAACUGUGGGAAAAGUUUCAAUCGGAGCUCAACCCUCGUUAGACAUCAGAGAACCCACACUGGAGAGAAACCCUUUAUAUGCCUGGAGUGCGGGAAAAAGUUUAGUGACAGUUCAGCCCUCAUUGCGCAUCAGAGACUCCACACUGGGGAUAAACCCUUUAAAUGCUCUGACUGUGGGAAAAGUUUUUUUCAACUCUCGCGGCUCCUUGCACAUCAGAGAAUCCACACGGGCGAGAACCCCUAUAAAUGCCUCGAGUGUGGGAAAAGGUUUAAUGACAACUCAAACCUUAUUACACACCAGAUUAUCCACACGGGAGAGAGACCCUACAAAUGCCUGGUCUGUGGGAAAAGCUUCAGUCGCAGCUCACAUCUUAUUACGCAUCACAGAACCCACACGGGAGAGAGACCCUAUAAAUGCCUGGACUGUGGGAAAAGCUUCAGUCAGAGCUCAAACCUAAUUACACAUCAGAGACUCCAUACAAGAAAGAAACCUUGACUGUGGUAGAACUUUCAUUUGGGGCUCUGGUCACAUGAGACAUCAGCAGAUUCAUACAGGGGAGACACCUUUUAAAUGUCCUUGGAGUGGAAAAUGCUUCAAGCAGACCUGCACCAUAGUGGACCACAGAGACUCCAUUUCCUAGUUCCCACACACAUUAGCGGCUUUUGGUUCUCCGGGAUAGCUGCCUGAAACAGGAAAAUCUUUUCCUGUGAAAAAGUUUGUGGGUUUGAAAAUAUUUUCAUCCUGAAUCUGGACAAAAAGUAUAAAAAACUCAAAUUUUCACCAAAGAGGUCUUUCAGGAGGAAAAUGGAAUUUUUCAGCAACCUGGCUGCCCAUCUGGUAGGCGCUUGUCAAUUUCACUUUCUCCUUGCAGUCAGGAAGUUAAAUUGACUUGAUUGUUCAGAUAGACCAUGCUCUGUGCGCUAUCCAACUUUUUAAAUGCCAAAUGGCUUUUGAGGUUUAAUGACCACCUGAGAACGUAUCCACGGAGUAGAAUCUCAUGCUUGGUCUGUGCUACGUACUUACUUUGGUAUAACUACAUCAUGCAGGGGUGUGAAAAAUCCACACCCCAGGAGAAAAAUAGUGGGUGCUCAGCACCCACCAGCCACCUAAGCUCAGCUCUCCCCAUUCCCCCCACCCCCGCAGCGCUUCCCACCUGCUGUGGAGGGGGAGGAGGAGCGGGGGCAGAGCAUGCUCAGAGGAGGGAGAGGAAUGAGGUAGGAAGAGAUGGAGCAAGGGUGGAGUGUGGGUGGGAGGAGGCGGGGGCCUUGGGGGAAGGAGUGGAGUGGGGGCAGGGUCUGGGGCGGAGCUGGGGGUCGAGCACCCCUGGGGAAAUUAGGAAGUUGGCACCUCUGUACAGCCUCACUCGCCAGGCAGAAAUCGAAGCACGCUCUGGUCCCUGGCUCGACUGCGGGCUUCAGCUUCGGCUCUCUGGCGGCUCGCCUCAGUGACUGCACCAGCCUUGACCUGGCUUCUCCAAAUGGAGCGGUUGUGGGCAGGGCUCUCCCAGUUGUCAGUGGGAAUGCUUGCAUUUCCUGAGGUCUUGCUUGACUUUGUUGCUGUAUCGGAGCUUUGGCCUUCUUCUACAUUGCGGGUGGUUCUUAAGUUGGCCAUAGAGCAUACCACUGAUUUUGUCGCUUCUCCUUUCAUCUGUCAAGAUGUUGGAUGGCCACCACACUGGGUCAUGUGCCUGGACUAAUUUAGUUAUGUUAUUGUCUUACAGAUCUUGAGGCUUGAAGGCUCAUUGCAUUUCUAUCUUAACAUAUACCGAUAGGCUACAUUCAUUCCAUAGUUGCUUAGGUGUCUAACUUGGGCUUUGGGUAUGACAGUGAUUUUACCAGAUGCUUAAAAGCGAGGCGUUGUGAUAGGGAGCAACACAAUGCCUUGCUCUUCUUUUGUGUAUUCAGGCCAGAGCUGCUUGGGGCACAGGACUAGCCCGAGAGGCAGGCUUGGAGAUUUUGAGCCGGGAAAUUGCCUGCUGUUGUUUGUUCUUGUUGUGUCCUGGGAAAUGCUCCCAUGUGUGCGCUCUUUGUAAAUAAAUGGGAGUAAAUAA
Messenger RNA from Dermochelys coriacea (leatherback sea turtle), 3345 nucleotides. Its product is annotated as zinc finger protein 501-like. The transcript is spliced from 7 exons. The coding region runs from base 354 to 1790 and encodes 478 amino acids. Gene Ontology annotation, molecular function: RNA polymerase II cis-regulatory region sequence-specific DNA binding; DNA-binding transcription factor activity. Gene Ontology annotation, biological process: regulation of transcription by RNA polymerase II. The record is from RefSeq and is a predicted model, not a curated record. Lineage: Eukaryota; Metazoa; Chordata; Testudines; Dermochelyidae.